CUUGUUUUCUUUCUUCUUUUUCACUCUCUUUUUAUUUUUUAAUUCACACAAUGACGGAUUCACUUUUACCUUUCCGGUUUCCCCUCCAUCGCAGUGACAAUAAAGUACUGCGGUUGCUGCGAAUAUGUAGUCCACGGAGGUUCUUUCUAAUACUCCUCUGUGUGGGUCUGGCUAUCCUCGUCGUCAGUCUGAUACAGCCGGAAUACGCCAUGGAGCGAAUUUACACAAUUAUGGAUUUCGAAUCCGAGAUUGACGCGCCCAGCUGGACGAGUCAAUACGAAACCGAGCGUCAGAGCUUAUACACGCCCAGCAUGUUUAUCCCCGAAGCAUUGGAACAGAACCACUAUAUUCCCAUGGCAGCAGUAGUGGAUCGUGUUUCCAAAGACGAACAGGCCAUCUACCACAUCAUUAAACAUCUUAUAAAGUAUCCCUUCAUCAAAGAAAUCUAUAUCAAUAACAAGCUCUCGCGUAGACCGCUUUCAAUGGAGCUUUUCCAAGACCUCAACUUUAUUCGUUCCAAACAUGAUCGUCUUGAACUUCAUAUCAUUGAACCAUUCAACAACAGUAACGACCCUUCGCUCGCACGAUUCACCUCCUGCACCUUGACAACCUACAGUCACUGCUAUUUUCAAGACGAUUUGGCAUUAAACCUCUACAUGGACUCGCAAUAUACCAAUUUCCUUGACACACCGCACCUAAUCCAUGCUAAUGCACGACCUGCAACUUUUGUUGAUCAUCAACGCUGGCGUUUUCAACGCGGGAACGAUUUACAUGUCGGUUAUGCACAAUUCCGUUAUGGUGCUAUUGUGCAAAAAUCACUUGUGGAGUCAUUUAUUAGCGCUGCUACCGACCAGCAACAACCAGGCCUCGGGCGCCAUGCUGAUAUCAACUUUAUUUUCUGGACUAAUCAAUACCCAUGGCUCCUUGCCAACCCGCUCACGACGACUGGGCCGGUCGACGAGUUCGAUCAUACCAACACUAUCGAUCCAAUCAAUAAUCGCAAGACUGUAUACCGCUCUAUGUAUGAUGCGUUGCGGCGACUUGAACAACGUCUGUCCAUACAAUCCCACGAAGCCGCCAAUCCACCACUCAUCGACCGCCAAGUGCGCGCAUCAUGUGCAAACGACCAUUGUUUAUUCACGACCAACAUCAGCCCAUUCGAUGGAGUGGUAGAUGAACAUGAAUUCAAUACCGAAAAAAUAACGAGUAUCCCACAUUGGGAGGCAAUGUAUCAAGAAAUGGAUGUGCCAUCACUCGAGACUUGGCAGACAAGUGCAUUUCACUAUGCAGUUGAUAGUCAUCCUCGCACUUGCUGGAACUCAUAUGCACAUCCACGAGCCGGGGAUUACUUUGGAUUAAAUAUGGUUGGCACCAUCCCAGCAAAGCGGAUAUUGGUACAUUUACGGAGGCCCAUCGAAAUUGGACACAACGGCAGCAGUGGACAAGAGGAGCUUUUCAAUGUAACUGUUUCAGAAAAAAAGGACCAAUGGGUUGACUGCCAAGCAUCCCGCAUCCAAGACCUCGAGACAUCGCAUCGGAUUGCGCUGCAUUUGGAUGACUGUCCAGACGUGAAAGCAUGGAACGCUAUCCGGAUUGUAUUCGCUCGAGACUUGCAAGACCCAAUACAGAUUUGCGGUUUAGAUAUAGACAACAUGCAUGUAUAAGAGAGUAGUAGCUUAAUUAAUUAUAUGCUUCUUCAAAUUAUAUAAAUUCUAAACCGCACAUACACACACACACACACACGCACACAUACGAAGGGAAAAGGGAAGAAAAUAGUCUACUUUUUUUUUUGUGGGUUGUUCCGCAGAGUGCAUGUGCGU
This is a messenger RNA of Zychaea mexicana, 1820 nucleotides long. RefSeq lists its product as uncharacterized. The record is from RefSeq and is a predicted model, not a curated record. The transcript is spliced from 5 exons. Lineage: Eukaryota; Fungi; Mucoromycota; Mucoromycetes; Mucorales; Lichtheimiaceae. The coding region runs from base 51 to 1664 and encodes 537 amino acids.